UAACAAUAUUCAUAGCUCCAAAAACAUAUAACCAUGGCUGCGCCAUCUGAAACUAAUAUCUCAAACUCACCAUCAUCUCUGUCUCAAUUUUUACAAGAAAACUCUUACACUGAAGAGUUGAGAGAGUUUCUGAAUUCACUACCCAAAGAAACAGGUUGGCUCACUCCUGAUUUGUACAACUACAAAGGGUUUUGGUUGGAACCCUCUCUCUUGCAAGGUGCUCUUACAUCCCACCAACAUUUCCAGGCUCAAGACUCUGAUGUUAUACUAAGCACCUUCCCUAAAUCCGGCACCGUUUGGUUGAAAGCUCUGGCAUUUGCGUUGAUCACUCGAAAACACUUCCUUGCAUCGCAAGAAAGUGAAGAAACCCACCCUUUACACACAAACAACCCUCAUGACCUCAUUCCCUUCUUGGAAUUCUCUUAUGCAGUAAAUGAGAGACCUGAUUUCGCUUUGACUAACGGGUUGAGGCUAUUGGCUACACAUUUACCGCUCUCGUUGUUGCCCAAAUCGGUGUGGGAAUCGAAAUGCAAGCUGAUUUAUCUCUGCAGGAACCCGAAGGACACCGUGGUGUCGUUCUGGCACUUCAUAAAUAAGCUGAGGAGUGAGCUUCGAGGCCAGGAAGCUAUGCCGUUUCCUGAGGCGUUUGAUAGUUAUUGCAGGCUAUUUAAGGUUGGAGAUUGGAGGAACCAUCUGACAGAUGAAAUGGCGAGGAGACUUGAUCAAAUUGUUGAAGAAAAGUUUUCAGGGACAGGGCUCAAGUUCUGAUACCCUCUCAUCACAUCACUUUCUGGGCUUCUGAUACCAAUUGUUCAAUAAAGUCACAAUUUUAUUUCAUUAUACUUACAUAAGAGUCACAGUACUAUGUUUUAAUAACAACAGGAUGCUGGACUCGUCAUUUCCAGCUUCAACAAUCCAGGUUUUUAAUUUGUUGGGAGUUUAUGUGCACAUUAAAACAUAUGUUAAUCUACUUGUUCAUAUAUGUGUCUUAUUAUAUAGUACUAUAUUCAGCCAUAGUUCUUUAGUUGGAUAUUAUGGAAGACAGCCAAUAAUAUAAUAAUUUUAAAAU
Ipomoea triloba (trilobed morning glory) is the source of this 1069-nucleotide messenger RNA. RefSeq names its product cytosolic sulfotransferase 12-like. NCBI's taxonomy places the organism in Eukaryota, Viridiplantae, Streptophyta, Magnoliopsida, Solanales, Convolvulaceae. Gene Ontology annotation, cellular component: cytoplasm. The transcript has 2 exons. Gene Ontology annotation, molecular function: sulfotransferase activity. Gene Ontology annotation, biological process: sulfation. Bases 34 to 768 code for a protein of 244 amino acids. The record is from RefSeq and is a predicted model, not a curated record.